AUGUCCACUGGCUCUGCUGCAAGUGAUGCCGAGGACGACGAGACACGCCACAAAAGGACUACCUCUGCCUUGGAGGCCACCGCGCGGAAAGUCACCUGCUAUAAUCCCAGCCGGUACUCGGAGGAGGAGUUGGAAGACGAAGGUGUUGAGGGGAGGAUCAAGCAGGAGCACAGACUUUCCAAAGCGCACCAGAGGGAAACUCGACAGUCGCAGAGGAACGCGGCAAACGCCAGGGAGAGGGCGAGGAUGAGAGUGCUGAGCAAAGCUUUCUCCAGACUGAAAACCAGCCUGCCCUGGGUCCCAGCGGACACCAAACUUUCCAAACUGGACACCCUUCGUCUCGCUUCUAGCUACAUUUCCCACCUUAGGCAGCUUCUGCAGGAUGACCGAUUCGAGAGCAGAUUUGCACACCCUGUCAGUCUGGUAUGA
Messenger RNA from Pelmatolapia mariae (spotted tilapia), 429 nucleotides. RefSeq names its product musculin (gene msc). The record is from RefSeq and is a predicted model, not a curated record. NCBI's taxonomy places the organism in Eukaryota, Metazoa, Chordata, Actinopteri, Cichliformes, Cichlidae. Gene Ontology annotation, molecular function: RNA polymerase II transcription regulatory region sequence-specific DNA binding; DNA-binding transcription factor activity, RNA polymerase II-specific; protein dimerization activity. Bases 1 to 429 code for a protein of 142 amino acids. The transcript has a single exon. Gene Ontology annotation, biological process: skeletal muscle tissue development; regulation of transcription by RNA polymerase II.